Molecule: messenger RNA, 1153 nt
Organism: Cadophora gregata
Lineage: Eukaryota; Fungi; Ascomycota; Leotiomycetes; Helotiales; Ploettnerulaceae
Exons: 3
Coding region: 59-1015 (318 amino acids)
Source: RefSeq, a predicted model, not a curated record
GUUUCUCAACAUCAACACAAGUUGACGGCGUGCAUCACCUCCAAGAUUUCGAAUCAAGAUGCAGCUUCCAAUUCUUGCAGUAUUCGCCUGCUUGGUAACUUGGGUUGCAGCAGACGGUCUUCGAAACGGCUAUGAGCGUGUUUGGCUCUGGUAUGCUUACCAGAUUGAUCUGACGCUCCCUGAAGCAGACCGACAAAUUGGCAAGAAAUGCAUCAAAUGGGACUUCACAAACAAGAAUUGCCCUCCUACAUAUCAGCCAACUGGGAAGAAAGGAAAACCCGUUGGUGGCCCGCAGCCAAAUACAGCUCUUUGUAGCGGGACGCGCCCAGGUGGAGCAUGCUAUUUCUGGGAAUUCAUGGGCCACAUCGAUGGAAAGAGAUACCAACCAAGAAAUAUGUGGCUCUUACCGACGACCGACCCUACAGACAUUGAGCAGCAGAAGAAUCUGAAGCCGGACGUUGCGACUACGGCAAAGUGGUUAUCGGAACAACAUGGGGACCCUUCAAAACCUCUCGAGUUGUCCAACAAUAUUCCUAGGGCGACAAUAUAUGCUCCUUGGAGAGUGUACCAGGGAGUUGGAGAGAUCUACAACGACAUGUUGAGAGCUGUGGGGGCACACUCAGCAGACACAAUCUCAAAGCUCUCCGCAGAUCAAAAAGCCGCACUCAAAGACGAGCUUGAUGCGGUAAAGUUGUCUUUGAGAAGCACCAUCGUCGAGCGAGAGAUCGAUCACUCGAAACACAUCUUCGAUGCAGGUACCGAUAAAGGCUUCGCACUUGCCAAGCGCACAGAAGCUGGAUAUACUGGGGAUAUCGUGGAUUGGGACGAGACUAGGAAGCUUCAUUCCGAGGCUGACUUCAACAAGUUCUACAAUGACUAUUACCACCUUGCGUAUAACGCUGGACCACCACCAAACGACGAUGCGUACAAGGCUUCCAAGGCAGCCAGAGAACAUCUGCAGGUGAUGGAUGAUUUCAGAUUUGUAGAAAGUGGGGCGCUUGCUUGUGGCAUCUGAGGAAUGGAGAGGGGUCUGGGAAAUCGAAUACGGGUACGGAAACAUGUGUAAUGGUCUUCAUUUGGUAUCAAUAAAUUUCAUUGUCAAAGUGAUUAAAUUUCAAAGCACAACCACAAGACCGAUGUAUAUAUUGUCGCU